AUGGCGAGAGUGGUGUUAAUGUGGUUGAUUUCUUCAAUUGUCUUAAAGUGGGUGAUGUGCUUCGAAACCGAUCGGAAAAACGUGACGCAAGUUUGCCUUAAACAUGUGAUUGAGGAAAUGUUUGGGACCAAUGAAACCAUCCACUUUCUUGUUCCGGAAGAUUUCGCCUACCACUCGAUCUACGAGGUUCCCAAUCCGAAGAUUGUCGUUACGAUUAAUUCAGAGAUACAUGAAAUUCCUUCAAAUGCGGGAAGGAACUUUGUAAUACACGCGGAAAAUUGGUAUUCUUUGGAACUUGCGUUAGAGUACCUGAAUCACAGUUCCAUUUGGAAUGGCACUUGGUCUCCAGUAGGUAAAUUUUUACUAUUCACUAACGAAAAAAACGCGUCGGUUCUGUUUCAAACUUUAUGGCGUUACAAAUUGGUUCGUUCCGUGGUAGUGCUUUCAGAAGAGAGCAAUCCCGUUCCGGAACUGUACACAUCAAACCCUUACAUCGAAGGUAACCAGUGCGGAGCAAACCCGACCAAAUUUGACAUUCAAAGCUGUGCAGUAAGACCAAGGCUGAGGGACGCGAUUAAACCAAUUUUGACUUCAUACGGAGCGUGUGAGGUGGAGUACCAAUUACGAUCGCCGAAAGAAUCUGACCUGCGAAUUGAAUGGCGCGAAUAUGCGGAGUUGGUUGUUGACUUUUUGAAGGAGAGGAUGAAUGUGAGUAUCGUAGGAUAUCCGCCUUCGUUAAGAUAUCCACUAAAUAUCAGAAUACGUUUCUACGCUACAAAUCGAUGGCCAUACAACAUCUCUCCUUACCAAGAGACGAGGGUGACGGUUACAGAAAAUUUCAUAUGGCUUGUACCUAAACCAGAUCAAAUUUCGCCCCUGAAAGUUUAUUUUAUCGUUUUUAAGUAUUCAGUCUGGAUAUUAAUAAUUUCGUGCCUGCUUUUGAUUAGUGUACUUUGGUGGGUUACGUUUGGUUUCUCCAGUAGUUUCUCGCGCCCUUUGCUUAACGUAUUUUCCAUUACCUUAUGGGGUAGUUACGCGUCUGUACCGAACGUAAAACCACUCAAAUUGCUGUUACUGCUGUAUAUCAUCUACAGCAUUCACAUACAAACUGCAUACGUGUCGCUUUUGUACAAACUUCUGACAAUUCCCCAGUAUGGCAAAGGAAUUGAAACUUUACCAGAACUGGCCGAUUCCCGUUUAACUAUUUAUUCACAACCUCGAUUAAUCCGUGCAUACAUGUAUCAGAACAUAUCCGACUACGCUCUUUAUACGAGAAUACAAAGUCAGCUUGAAAAAAACCAUGUUAAAGCGAGUAACCCCUUGAAACCGGGUGACAACUACGCCUCACUCAUAACCGAAACAACCUUCAAACAAUUCCAAGUCAACAGCAAAACCAUAAUGACCAACAAAAUAAUUGACAAUUGUCUGACGGGACCCGUCGAGUACGCAUUCAUGACACUGAGAGGACAUUACUUUAAAGAAACCUUAAAUCACAUCAUUAUCGGUCUCGCUGAAAGCGGUUUGGCCGAAAAACUCCGUCGGGACGUGAACUACUUCAACGAAAAAAAUCUCCUCAAGUUCGAGAAGAAUUACGACGCGAAACCGCUCACCCUAGGUCAACUUUACGGAAUUUUCGUUAUAUGCGGCACGCUCCUGGCUUUGUCAAUGGUGGUUUUUUGCAUUGAAGUCGCUGUAGGGAAACGAAUGAAGCAAAGGCAAAUUGAAUACAGAAAUUAA
Molecule: messenger RNA, 1737 nt
Organism: Photinus pyralis (common eastern firefly)
Lineage: Eukaryota; Metazoa; Arthropoda; Insecta; Coleoptera; Lampyridae
Exons: 1
Coding region: 1-1737 (578 amino acids)
Source: RefSeq, a predicted model, not a curated record